Molecule: messenger RNA, 459 nt
Organism: Desarmillaria tabescens
Lineage: Eukaryota; Fungi; Basidiomycota; Agaricomycetes; Agaricales; Physalacriaceae
Exons: 3
Coding region: 1-459 (152 amino acids)
Source: RefSeq, a predicted model, not a curated record
AUGACCCUUAAUUCUGCCAGGCAUAUCAAUAUCAAUUAUGUUUUGCAUGUCAAAGCCAUCAUGGGCACAGGACAUCUUCUGGUGAUGGAUCUUCCCGUCAUCAUGUCUAACUGGCCGAGAAAUGUUUCUCAGGAAGCUAUACGACAUAUUGGACCCGCACCUGGUCUGUCCCUCUUGGCUCCACACUCUGUUUUCACUUCUGUAGAACCAUCACCUGUGACGCGCCAUCAACCCACUCAAUCACAGAGCUAUGAUGGUCGACCUUCUCAGCCAGACACAGUGUCCGUCAAAUCACCCGUGGCAAGUACUUUUGCUUCAUCAGCCCAGCCUCGAAUGAAUGGAUACACAAAUAUGAAAACGGACGAUUUUGGCUAUGGUGUUGGCUACGGGCAUAAAACCACACCCUCAAAUUCCAAUAGCAUUGAGGGUGAGCAAAAGGAAAGGGAAACAGGAGCAUGA